Molecule: messenger RNA, 2602 nt
Organism: Brienomyrus brachyistius
Lineage: Eukaryota; Metazoa; Chordata; Actinopteri; Osteoglossiformes; Mormyridae
Gene: avpr2l
Product: arginine vasopressin receptor 2, like
Exons: 2
Coding region: 374-1303 (309 amino acids)
Biological process (GO): positive regulation of vasoconstriction; G protein-coupled receptor signaling pathway; regulation of systemic arterial blood pressure by vasopressin
Cellular component (GO): membrane
Molecular function (GO): peptide binding; vasopressin receptor activity
Source: RefSeq, a predicted model, not a curated record
UUUAUGUAAAUUAUUAUUAUUUUUAUUGCAUUAAUAUUCACUGUUAUUAUCGUUAUUGUUAAAAUUGCAUAACUUAAUUACUUAAAUCUGAGCUUGUCGCGCCUUUACUUACGCGUUCAGCUGAGUAGGUGUUGCUCUAAAGACUUCAUGUAGAAGAUGAUCAUUACGGGGUUUGAUUAUGGAUGUAAAGACGUAGCCUCCUUACCUGCUGCAGGUCUGUCGCAUGUACAGUAAGCGGUAAUUCUGGCACGGCUGGGCUCCUGGCUCCAUUACCCGCUUGACUGAAUGCAUGCUGGCGAUGUAGCGCUCGUUUAACCGCUAUUUAUCUGGUUCAGUAACAGCUGUGCACCAAGUUAAAUUACAAGUUAAAGUGAUGCGGGAAGAGCUGGGUACCGAAGCGAACUGCAGCAACAGGAGCACCGGGGGAGAGCAGUGCCACGGAUCCGACGGGCGCUUCCCCUUUCUCCAAGUAGCACUUUUGGGGUCUGUUUUCGUGGUGGCCGCCUUCGGCAAUCUGCUUUUCUUACACGCACUUUGGAAGAAGCGCAAGAGAAACAGCAGGACACAGCUGUUCCUGCUGCACCUGUGCAUCGCCGAUCUGCUUCUGGCUUUCUUCCAGGUCCUCCCCCAGCUCUUUAUGGGAAUAACCCCGCACUUCAGGGGCUCCGAUGUCGCCUGCAGGGCUGUGAAAUACCUUCAGGUGGUGGGCAUGUCUGCCUCGGCGUACCUGAUCGUCGCGAUGACUGUGGAGCGCUACAAUGCGGUCUGCAGACCCAGCGUGUCCUUCUUCAGAGGCUCCUUACGGAGGUAUGUGGCGAUCGGAGCAGCCUGGGCGACAGCGCUGGCUUUCAGCUGCCCACAACUGUUCAUCUUUUCACUGCGAGAAAUGGAGGAACACGUGUACGACUGCCAGGCCACCUUUAUUGAUCCUUGGGGAAGUGAGAUAUACAUCACCUGGGUUACCUUGUCGGUCUUCGUAUGCCCUGCCGUAAUUUUACUUUUCUGCCAGAUUCAGAUAUGCACAGGGAUUUACUUAAAUAUGAAGAGGAAAUCGCUGCAGACGGCUGCAAAGGAGGGUCGAUCGGCUUCCAAAGGGGUGUCAAAGACCAUGCUAAAGACGGUGAAAAUGACAUUUGUGAUCAUUGUCGUUCAUAUGGGGUGCUGGAGCCCGUUUUUCCUGGUCCAGCUGUGGUCUACCUGGAACUCCCAGAGCGCGCAGACAGAAGCUCCGGCAUUUAUCGUAACGCUGCUUGCCAGUUUGAGCUGCUGCACCAACCCCUGGAUCUACCUGUAUUACAGCUAGCGGCUAGAGGAGCUGUAAAGACUGAGUUUUACACGCAAAGAGCAGUGUUACUUCGCAGGGAGGACGUUAGGGGGCGCUACAAGUCGGAAGCUUUGAUUAAAAGUAGAACCGUUCCUUUGUAGGUGACUCGGUAAAUCAUGAUUUAGAUUAUCGCGAAAUUAUGAGAAUAAUUAGUGAAAGUGACAUACCAUAUAUCUCUGUGUGUAUGGCUGAGAAGGACUGGAUUCAACUAGAUUCAACACUUGUAUGUAUUCAUAUACGGCAGUGGUUCUCAAAGUCGGUCCUCAGGACCCACUGCCCUGCCUGUUUUCCUGCUAUCCCUGCCCCACACACAAGUCCCAUCUGCCUUUCAGCUUCUGACUGACUAAUCACACCUGAUCCAGGUAAUCAGCAGUGUGUAGGGCAGGGAUAGCUGGAAAACAGGCAGGGCAGUGGGGCCCGAGGAGUUUGAGAACCACUGAUAUACGGUAUAACAUCUACAUACACAAUUAAAAUACAUUGUAACUUGAUUCAAUACAUCUGUCUGUCCAUCCAUCCAUCCAUCCAUCCAUCCAUCCAUCCAUCCAUCCAUCCAUCAUCUUCUUACUGGUCAGGGUUGCCAAGGGGCCUGGAUCCAUUCCCAGGCAGCACAGGGCAGAAGGCUGGGCUGGACCACUGCUGGGAUGCCUGUCCAUCACAGGAGAGUAAUUACCUAAUAAAUCCCCUGAAAUUGAUGCUGCAGUUGUAGCUGAAAUAAUAAAAAUGGGAGUGGCACAGUGCUUCACUGUGGUCCUGCACCUUCACAGAUGUGGGCUUGAUUCUCCAUGAAUCUGCACAUUCUCCCCACGUCCACUCAGCUACCUCCAGGGACUCCGCUUCCCCUCUCCAUCUAAACACACGUGGUUGUGGAGAAUCGGCACUUUGAGCUGUGUGUGCCUUGUGACCGGCGUUCCGCCUCGUCCCUGUGCUUCCUGAGAGACUCCAGGCUCCCAGCGAUCAUGAAAAUACACACGAUGCAUGGAUGGAUGGUAUUGAUGUUGUCAUGUACAGUAUUACAACGCACCCAUGUAAAGCACCUUAGAGCGACUCUCAUGUGAAAGGCGCUAUAUAAAAAUUAACUGAAUUAAAUUUUUCUUAAGCACUAUUAAUUCAUUGAAUUUAUAGAUUUUUUAUAAUAAAGUGGGGGAAAUUUUUCUUCAGUGCUAGUGAACUGCUUAACCCUGUCUGGUUAUUGUAACCUAGCAGUGCCUGUUUGUACUGGCUGUAGUUUUGGCAGCUGUGUUACUGAAGUGUUUAGGGUGUAUAAAUAUUCUAGGUAAC